Messenger RNA from Gregarina niphandrodes, 485 nucleotides. RefSeq lists its product as hypothetical. The record is from RefSeq and is a predicted model, not a curated record. The transcript has a single exon. NCBI's taxonomy places the organism in Eukaryota, Apicomplexa, Conoidasida, Eugregarinorida, Gregarinidae. The annotation marks the transcript as partial.
AUGACGGAGAUUGGCAUUACGUUGAUUGACCUACAGAGCGAGAUACAUGCCCUUAGAAAAGAGCAGAGAAACGAGAAAGCCAGGAGACAGCAACAGAUUGACCGCAAUGAGGCCAUGUUCAAAGAUCUUGUUGAUGCCUACAUGGGGAUGGCUACAACGGUAAAAGAACUCAAGACGGAAGUCACCAGCAAGAUACAGCACGAUAUAACCAAAAUCCACGAGAAGCUGGACAGGAUAGCAGGGACAUAUGAUGUCAGGACACAUACUACCGCAAAGAAGGAUCGGCCGGUUUCGAGGUCGACCUCAGCUAAGAAAAGUGAGGGCAUCGGGGCGGUUACCAGAACUGGACGAUCUACUAUCAACCAAACCGCUAAGGCUUUAAACUCACAGAACCCCCUACCAUGGAACACGGUAGCGGGUGGGCGAAACACGAGCAUCAGGGUGGGCCGCAGGAACGAUGCCAUUGUGAUCAACGAGACUCCUGU